CUAUAAUUUAUCAUUAUCGACAGUCAACUGCGCUAAGCAUGGGUCGUCCGCGCAUUAGCGUCGCGGCCGUGGCGCUGUCAGCGGCCACGGGCAUGACGGUGGCCGCCGUGUCCAUGAUGGCCUACUUUCGCUUCCAGCAUCCGCAAGAGUUCGCAGACGCCACCAUCCGCAUGACGCACCCGGAGCUGUCGGACGAUUUCAACCGCAAGUGGGGACUCUUCGGCACUGGCAUCAUCGAUUCGGUGCCACAGAGCGUCAAGGACCUAUUCUACGUGCCUGACAUGGCCGAGCGCUUCGAACAGCACAAGAAAAAGCGGGAUGAACAAAUCCGUCAGACGAUCGAAGACCUCCGUCCCAAGGGCAAGUAGAUAGCAAUUAUGCACGCAGUAGUCCGGCCAACGUAAUACUACUCAGUAAAACACUCUAUCUGUUCAUUACUUGGAGACUAUUGUUCAGUUAUGAAGAGACAAGAAGACAAUACCAACAAUGGAUAAGGAAUAUACACCGAGUCUCGGCAGCAA
This is a messenger RNA of Phytophthora nicotianae INRA-310, 521 nucleotides long. RefSeq lists its product as hypothetical. Lineage: Eukaryota; Oomycota; Peronosporomycetes; Peronosporales; Peronosporaceae. The transcript has a single exon. The record is from RefSeq and is a predicted model, not a curated record. The coding region runs from base 39 to 368 and encodes 109 amino acids.